UAUUAUUCCUACACCGCUGUGCCCUAGGGCGUGCCGGACCUUCAACAACUUACUAUACAGGAAAACCGUGCCCUCGUGGGCCGGGUGAAAAACCCAUAUCGACAAUCAAGGAAACGGUCAGUGUGCGAUCCUGCAAAUACAAAGUGGGAAGGCCUCUUGGCCUUCGAAGGAAAGGGUAUCAGACUGCGAGCUCCAGCUCCAGCCUCCUGGCCAGACCGUACAUCGGCAGUUUCCCCGAGUCCAUCAGACCCGUUACGAUAUAUGGUUGGUUCGUGACACUAUAUCUACUACAUUGCGCGAUCUGAAGCUAUGACGGUGAAGAAUGUAAGAAGAAGAUUAUUUCAUUCACUUGUUUGCUUAACCCAACGGAACGGUGGCUUUUCAAGAAGGUCGAGCCGCCCUGCCGAGGGACUGCGAGAUAGCGGCGGCGGCGGCAGAGCCCUAGAUGGUGGUCGAGGUGACCGACCAACUACUCUCCCCGAAGCGAUCGAGUCGCGCCCCGAAACCAAGUGCAAAAGUACAUGAAGCGAUGCAAUCACUUGAGGAUGCGGCAACUACGUCGAGAAGAGCUAUAACUUAUACUACGCGGAGCGCCGCAUCGAAAGGAACACGUUUAUUGGGAACCGGGAGCGGAGCCAACGGCCAACUGAGGCGGGGAAAACAGCGCUUUAGGCGCUCCUAGAGGCAAUCAACGAACAGCGAAACGAGACGUGCGAGAUAAUUGCCGAGCAAGGAAAUAUGAUCUGUGAGCAACGAAACAUAAUUUGCGAGCUACGCGACGACGCGAUCCAACAGCUCUUUGAGGAGCUGAGACAAGCCCUAGAUCAGAUCGAUGCUCUCGUAUACAACCUGGUCUUUACGGCU
Messenger RNA from Parathielavia appendiculata, 864 nucleotides. RefSeq lists its product as uncharacterized. The transcript has a single exon. NCBI's taxonomy places the organism in Eukaryota, Fungi, Ascomycota, Sordariomycetes, Sordariales, Chaetomiaceae. The record is from RefSeq and is a predicted model, not a curated record. The coding region runs from base 446 to 682 and encodes 78 amino acids.